CCGAUCCACAUUCCUACCUUCCGAGCGGGAAUAAUAUUGUGAAUUCCAAAUUCCAUCCCACGGUAAUGGGCAACCCCUGGUUAUGGUGAACAGUUUUUUAUCUCGGUACCCAUCAUUCUCACUCUGGUCCAGCUCAGGGGAAAACUCGCCUCGUGUUAUGUCUGCCAGCCUGGUGGUUUCAGGCCUCAUGCCCGUUGUCGCCCGUCUAGCGCUCGGAACCUUCCUGCUACCAUAUACCGCCUACCUUCCAAGCAAGAAUGGUCUUGUAAAUUCCAUCCUUGUGGGGAACCCGUGGUUAUGGGCAACUCUUGUUUGCCUCGGCGUGUAUCGUUCCCGCUCUCGUUCGGUACAGGAGACGGAUCUCCUCUCUCUAUGGCUUCUCGCGACGGCAUGGUGGUUACUGGUAACACGGUGGUUCAUGGGACCUUCACUCACCGAUCGGACCUUUAUUGCCACUGGGGGAGAAUGUCAGGAGUAUGCAGGACUCUCCAUGCCCACCACCAGGUCACAGUGCAGAAUAUCAGGUGGGGAAUGGGUAGGUGGACAUGAUAUAAGUGGGCAAGCUUUCACAGUCACUCACGCGACCAUGUUGAUCUAUAAUAUGCAUAGGACAUGCCAGCCCGCCAGCUGGGGCCGUAUAGCGGCCAUGGGACCUUGGUGCUGGAUCAUGUUCAUGACGGUUGUACACCCUCAUCCUCUUCUAGAAACGGUCAGUAAUAGAUCAUGGCACUAUGCUGUUAGAGGUAGCACUAAUAGCCUCUAGGUCACAGCCUGUAUUGUUGCGGCAUCAGUCUGGAGCACCUAGCUGAAAGGGCAUUGGUGGAUUCCAUCUUGGACCGGCAUAAUGCUCACAACCCCAUACUGGGCAAUAGCCAGAUCGCUGGGCAGCCAGGGUGGUACUAGGAGCCUCUGGGUGACUCACAGAUGUUGAGCAACAGAAGGUGUGAUGCCAGUGGAAUGGCUGACCCUGGCGGGAAACGAAGAUGAGACCUUUCGUUAUGGAGAGAGGUGAUAGUUGUAUUGGUCUAUGUCUACUCAAACUAAAUAAAUACAUGCUCAU
Molecule: messenger RNA, 1060 nt
Organism: Tuber aestivum (summer truffle)
Lineage: Eukaryota; Fungi; Ascomycota; Pezizomycetes; Pezizales; Tuberaceae
Source: the annotation of a GenBank genome assembly